CCACGAUUCCUUAUAUAUGCAUAUACAAUGCUUCAAGUUUCGUCAUCCCCUUGCUAUUCCUUUCUGAUCAGGGAGAUGGCAAAUACGUGGAGAAUUGCUAUGCAGGGCCUUGUUUCUUUGGCUUUCGUUUGUUUCGGAGUGUCGGAGUACGUCCGUCCGCCGCCGGGGAGGAUCAUCCACACCCAGCACACGAAGUCCGCUUCGCACCUGCAACAGGUGCACAUAUCAGCUGUAGGGAUUGACCAAAUGAGAGUUUCAUGGAUCACCGACGACACUCACGGGCCCUCGCUGGUCGAGUACGGAAAGGUUUCUGAAAAAUACACAAUGUCUGCGACCGGCGAGCACACUUCAUACCGCUACUUCUUCUACGCUUCUGGCAAGAUUCACCACGUCAAGAUCGGGCCACUGGAGCCCAACACGGUCUACUACUACCGCUGCGGCGGAAUCGGCGACGAGUUCAGCUUUAAAACCCCACCUGCUGCACUCCCUAUCGAAUUUGCCAUCGUCGGUGACUUGGGACAGACGGAAUGGACGGUGUCGACUCUGGCCCACAUCGGCAAGUCGGGCUACGACAUGCUGCUCCUGCCGGGCGACCUGUCGUACGCCGACAUGCAGCAGCCGCUGUGGGACUCGUUCGGCCGGCUCGUGGAGCCGUACGCGAGCGCGCGGCCGUGGAUGGCGACGGAGGGCAACCACGAGAUCGAGUCCCUCCCGAUCCUCGGGCCCCGCCCCUUCAUCUCCUACAACGCACGAUGGCGCAUGCCCUACGACGAGGGCGCCUCCCCCUCCAACUCCAACCUCUACUACUCCUUCGAUGUCGCCGGCGCAAUCCACGUCGUCAUGCUCGGCUCCUACGCCGACUACGGGCCCGACUCCGACCAGUACAAGUGGCUCGUGAAUGAUCUGGCCAAGGUGGACCGCGGGAGGACCCCCUGGCUCAUCGUGCUCCUGCAUGCGCCGUGGUACAACACCAACACCGCGCACCAGGGCGAGGGCGAGAACAUGAGGAAGGCCAUGGAGGAGCUGCUGUACGGUGCACGCGUCGACGUCGUCUUUGCCGGCCACGUCCACGCAUACGAGCGCUUCACAAGGAUUUAUAACAAUGAAGCGAACAGCUGUGGCCCUGUGUACAUAACCAUUGGUGACGGAGGGAAUAGAGAAGGUCUUGCACUAGAUUUUAAUAAGAACCACAAGUCUGCGCAUCUCUCGCAGUUCCGCGAGGCGAGCUUCGGGCACGGUCGCCUGAAGGUACUGAACGGCGUGAACGCUCAGUGGUCGUGGCACCGCAACGACGACACCGACUCCACCGUCCGCGACGAGCUCUUGUUGGAGAGCUUAAGCAAAUCCAGCGCGUGUCAACCCACCGCUGCCGCGGAGGCCGAGCUGUAAAUAACAAGCGACACGCACGUACACAUUGCUUUGACAAUAUUAUGGAUCAAUUGAACACACUCUUUGACGAAGUGUCUUAGGAUAUAUAAUCAACCCUGUAGACUCGACAUUUGUGGGUAGCUCUUUAUGUUGAUUACAGAUCAUGUAAAUAUGCAUGGAGUUUCUUUUUUU
This is a messenger RNA of Ananas comosus (pineapple), 1560 nucleotides long. RefSeq names its product purple acid phosphatase 22-like. The transcript is spliced from 5 exons. NCBI's taxonomy places the organism in Eukaryota, Viridiplantae, Streptophyta, Magnoliopsida, Poales, Bromeliaceae. Gene Ontology annotation, molecular function: metal ion binding; acid phosphatase activity. The record is from RefSeq and is a predicted model, not a curated record. The coding region runs from base 28 to 1389 and encodes 453 amino acids.